AUGGACCAGGCCGCUCCUUCCUCUUCCAACCAUGACCCUCGCUUCGAUUUCAUAGGAUCUUACGCUGUCAAAUCGCUAAAAUUAAAACCAGAGAAAUGGGCGCGAGCGUUGGGGCUAGAAGAACAUCGGGCGAUACUGAAAGACUUCGUGGAUCAGCCCUUCCCGAUCCUCUUAGUCGUAGUAUUGACUCACGCAAACCAAUUGGUACCAGUCAUAUCGUUUCCAUGUUAUUUGAAGAAUAAAGCCGUUUAUUUUGUCAAGAAAAAGCCUGAUGUUGUUCCUAAGGAAAAUUGUUCACAUAUGCUGGUUUUUGGUGACUUAGCACCAAGACUGAUAGAUGAACUAGCAGCACUAGUCGACGAAGUUUUUGUUCCUUUGUUAUCAAACCCUCUCAACCACGAAGGAUGGCCGUUAGUAGUGUCACAAGAUAUUCUCAAGCAAAUACACAAUUUAAAAAGCACUGUCUACGAGGUGAAGGGUAAAGUCAACGGGCAAACAGUUCUACCUAUGCCGGUAGGGGUAGAACUGGUACAUGACGCUGAGAAGGAGCUGUUGAAAGGGAAAGAGGUGGAUUUAUACCUGAAGAGUGCUAUAGAGGGGGUGGUGAUCAAAUGGGCGCAGCAGAUCAACGACGUCAUGAUGGACGACCCAGCGCAGGCUUUCGAAAACGGACAGAAUCCCGUGCCAUCUGUUGAACUUCAAUUCUGGAGGUCCAGAUUGAGCAAUUUGAACAACAUCUACGACCAACUCCGCACCGAACGCGUCCGGUGCAUGGCCGUCAUACUUGAGAAGACAACUUCUGCUUACUACCCUUGCUUCAGCCGCCUGUUCAAAAACAUCGUGUCUGCUUUAGCAGAAGCAAGGGAGAUUGACCUUUAUUUAAGAACUCUAGAAAGACAUUUCCAGGCAUUGGAGGACACUGAUUUCACUGAAUGUCAGUCAUUAUUUGGACCUCUUUUUCAUGUCAUUUGCAUGAUUUGGAGGGAUUCUAAAUAUUACUGCAGUUCCUCGAAACUGAUGGUGUUAUUGAGACAAAUUGCAAAUUUGUUAAUUCACCAGGCAAAAAAGUGCCUAGAUUCAAGCACUUUGUUUCAUAGCGACAUUGAUGAAGCAACACUUCGUAUCGACAUGACUAUAAAAAUAAUAAAGAGGUUUCGAGCUACAUUCGAUUACUUCAAAGACAAAUUACCUGAAUAUUUCGUCGACAGGAGAGUUAUUCCUUGGACAUUUCAUCCAAAUGUAGUUUUCGAGAGAUUGAACAAGUUUAUGGAUCGCCUUAACACUAUACAAUGGUUUUUCAAAACGGUGCUAGAGUUCCAGAAACUCGAAAAGAUAGAAAUUGGGGGAAUGAAGGGGAGAGUCUUAGGGGGCCAAAUAAGGGAAAUAUCAGCAGAAUUUGAAGCAUUCUUUCACGGAUUUGCAUCCAAAUCCUAUGACGUUUUAGAUCCUGAUGAUGACACUUUUAAUUUGGACUUCAAAGAUUUUCAAGAAAAUAUUAUUGAUUUGGAUUUAAAAUUGUCUACAGUGUUAGUGGAAUCAUUCGAUAAUUGUUCAACUUUAGAAGCUAUAUUCAAGUUAAUCGACAUUGUUGGGUCAGUUUUAGAUCGACCCCUUAUCAAAAGCCAAUUCACAGCAAAAUAUUCUGAUAUCAUUGUCAUGCUCGAAAAGGAGAUGACAACUUGCGAAGAACUCUUUACGGAGCAGACGAACAGACUUGAGAAAUAUGGCGUCAUGGAAGUGGACGCGUACAUGCCCCCGGUGGCGGGGGGGCUGCUGUACAUGACGAUGCUGGCUGCGAGGAUCACGAAGCCCGUAGCCAGCUUUCGCAAUUUGCCGCACCCGAUCAAAGAUUCGGAUGAGGCAUUGAAAAUAUUUGAAAGAUAUGAAAUUCUCAUUGAGAAAAUUAAUGAAUUCAAGAAAAAAUAUUUCAAAGAUUGGACGGAAACUAUACCGAAGAUCAUUGAAUCAAAAACGAACAAUAAAAUCGUCGCUAGGCAGGGAUCUGAUCUCAUACUGAAUUUCAGUCCUUUGCUCUUAGAUGUUUUAAAAGAAGUGCAUCAUUUACGCACUAAUACAGAUUUUAAAGACAUGUUACCACCGGACAGUUUAAAAAUAUUUGAAAGGCAAGAGACAUUUAGGCAAUACAGAAUAAACCUUGGAAUUACUAUUGAUUGGUAUAAUCAGAUCAGAAGGAAUAGUCAAAAGGUCGAGUUUGAUCUUGUUGAGGAUGAAAUAAAAGCUAUUGAUCAACGGAUAGAAAAGGCAAUGCACCAGUUGAAUUGGAACUCACAAAAUUUAUGGAAUCAGUUACAGGAAUUACACACAUUAGUCGGCAAUUUGUUUGAAAGAAUGUCAAAAAUACAAGAUAAUUUAAAAGAAAUCAAAGACGUCAUGAAGGAAUGGGCUGCACUGCCAUUAUUCGAACGAAGAGAAGGAAAGAAAGAUACUUUAUUAAACUUAGGUGAUCGCGACGAAAGGAACAAUAAACGUUAUUCAGAUAUUAUUGAAACAGACAAACGAGUAAAAGAGCUUCUAAAUGAGAAUAUGGUGCUAUUUAAUAUGCAGGACAAUCAAGACAGUGAAAUUUGGGUCAACUAUGUAUCUUUUAUAGACAGCUUGAUGGAAGAAUCGCUGUUCAAAUCCAUUGCUUGCAGCAUGGGUUAUAUAGCAGAACAUAUGAAUCCAAAUAACAAGUUGGCUCCUUUAUUCCAAGCUAAACUAGAGUUGCUGGAACCAGACAUGGUUUUCUCUCCAAGCCUUGAACCUACUCAUGAGAAAGGAUUUACAGCAAUGCUUCAAGGCAUCAUCGAUGAUAUAUUACAAAUGUCUAAACUUACUGAGAGAAUUUAUAAAAAAGAUUCUGAUACUUACGAAAAUCAAAUUGCUAGUAAUGAAGAUAUAAUUGAAAUGAAGGAUGAGAUAUUAAAUGCUAUUGAUAAGGUGAUUGAAGAUGCUAAUGAGUUUUGCAAAUCAUUUGAAAACUACUCGUAUUUAUGGCUUGAAGAAAGGGAUGCUGUUAUGGAGAUAUUCUUAACUUACGGUAGAAUACUGCAGCCGGAAGAAAUAGACAGAAUCGGGGGCGACGACAAAGAUAAUCCUCCUCCAACGCCAUGCCCUCCCAAAAUGGAGGGCUUCAGGGAACAGAUAGAUAAUUUUGAAAAUCUAUUUUUGGAAAUCGAAGACAUAGAAUCAUUUAAAGUCUUCAACUGCUGGUUCCAGGUUGAUGUUAGACCGUUUCGCCAAGCUUUGCUGAACCUUGUAAGAAAGUGGGGCAACAUGUACAAAGAGCAUCUGGUACAGAACGUUACGUCAAGUCUCAGUGACUUGGCGAACUUCAUUCGUAAAGCUGACGAAGGUUUACUUCAACCCGUACCUGAAGGGGACUACGAUGCAUUGAUUGCAGUGAUGGGCUACCUGAUGAACGUCAAGGAGCGAGCGCUCACUACAGACGAGAUGUUCCAGCCCUUGACGGAAACCAUAGAGCUGUUAAAGUUCUAUGACAUGGAUAUUCCUGAAGAAGUUAAUGUGUUACUUCAGGAAUUGCCGGAAAUGUGGCAAGCUACGAAGAAGCUAGCCGUUACUGUCAAGCAGCAGGUGGCUCCCCUCCAGGCGGCAGAGGUCAGUGGCAUAAGGAAGAAGAUAGCCACAUUUGACGCUCAUGUCACUUAUUAUAGGGAAGUCUUUAAGAGAUAUGAGUUCUUCAAAUAUGACUGUAAAGAUCCUUACGAAGUGAUGUCGCGGGUUGACUUCGAGAUGCUUCACUUAGAGGAGGAGAUGAGAGGCAUUCAGGAGUCAGGAUCACUGUUCGAGGUCAACGUGCCGGAGUUCAAGCUACUGAAACAGUGCAGGAAGGAAUUGAGGAUGUUGAAACAACUCUGGGACUAUGUAUACAUAGUGAGGACGAGUAUUGAGGAUUGGAAGACGACGCCUUGGCGGAAAAUAGACGUGGAAAACAUGGACAUUGAGUGUAAGAAGUUCGCCAAGGAGAUCAGAUUGCUGGACAAGGAGAUGAGAAGCUGGGAUACGUACAUAACUUUAGAAUCUACAGUGAAGAAUAUGCUGACAUCUCUACGGGCGGUGGGAGAGCUUCAAAACCCAGCCAUUAGGGAGCGCCACUGGGACCAACUAAUGCGGUCUACUAAGAGCUUAGCCGCAUUGCCUGCUGAAAUCACUGUUAAAAUAGUGAUGGACACAAACACGACUCUGGCUGAUUUGCUAGCUCUAAACCUGCACGAAUGCGAGGAAGAAGUGAAGAACAUUGUGGACAAAGCCGUGAAGGAAAUGUCCAUGGAGAAGGUGCUCAAAGAUCUCGACACGACUUGGAAAGGGCUGGAGUUUGAGCAGGAAAUACACCCGAGAACCAAAUGCGUUUUGUUGAGGGCCAGCGAAGAACUUAUUGAAACCCUAGAAGAAAAUCAAGUCCAACUUCAAAAUCUGAUAACAUCAAAAUUCAUCGCGCACUUCUUGGAGGAAGUGUCGAGUUGGCAGCAGAAGCUGUCCAUAGCGGAUCAAGUUAUCACUGUUUGGUUUGAGGUGCAGAGGACCUGGACGCACCUUGAGAGCAUCUUCAUGAGCUCCGAGGACAUAAGGAAGCAGCUGCCAGAAGAUUCAGAGAGGUUUGACAGGAUCGACAACGAAUUUAAGAUACUAUCAACCGAAAUGGCUAAAACACCGAACGUAGUCAAAGGUACCAAUAAAGAAGGUCUGGUAGAGAAGUUGGACAAUUUACAAAAGGAUUUAGUGAUUUGCGAGAAAGCCUUAGCUGAAUAUUUGGAAACAAAAAGAUUGGCCUUCCCAAGGUUUUAUUUUGUGUCCUCAGCAGACUUGUUGGAUAUAUUAUCCAAUGGGAAUCAAGCUGAACUUGUUAUUAAACAUCUGACGAAACUCUUUGACUCCAUAGCGAAAUUAAAAUUCAAGGAGAGUGAAAAUGCAGCUGAGAAAAUAGCUUUAGGGAUGAUAGCUAAGGACGGCGAAUAUGUGCCGUUCCACGGUACUUGCGACUGCACUGGACCAGUUGAAAUUUGGCUGAACAGACUACAGGAUAUAAUGAGAUCAACCAUUCGCCAUUAUUUCGGGGAAGCUACAGUUUCCUACGAAGAGAAGCCUCGAGAACAGUGGCUCUUUGAUUUCAUGGCACAGGUGUCAUUAUGCGGAUCCCAAAUUUGGUGGACAACGGAAGUGAACAUGGCAUUCGCUCGUCUCGAAGAAGGUUACGACAGCGCACUCAAAGAUUACUACAAGAAGCAAUUGGCUCAACUGAGCACGUUGAUUACUUUGUUAAUCGGCGAGUUGAGCAAGCAGGACCGACAGAAGAUCAUGACGAUUUGCACUAUUGACGUCCACUCUAGAGAUGUAGUUAGCAAGAUGAUUCAAGCUAAAGUUGAGGCGGGGUCUGCGUUUCAAUGGCAGUCACAAUUGAGACACAGAUGGGACGAGACUGAAGUACACUGCUUCGCAAAUAUCUGCGACGCGCAGUUCCAGUACAGUUACGAGUAUCUAGGGAACACUCCCAGAUUGGUGAUAACACCGCUCACUGAUAGGUGUUACAUCACCUUAACGCAGUCUUUGCACUUGAUAAUGGGAGGGGGACCGGCCGGACCAGCCGGAACGGGUAAAACAGAGACCACUAAAGAUUUAGGAAGAGCCUUGGGCAUCAUGGUUUACGUGUUCAACUGCUCCGAACAAAUGGACUAUCAGUCAUGCGGAAAUAUUUAUAAAGGUCUAGCCCAAACAGGUGCAUGGGGAUGCUUUGAUGAAUUCAACCGGAUCUCGGUAGAAGUAUUGUCAGUGGUGGCAGUACAAGUGAAAUCUGUGCAAGAUGCAAUAAGGGACAAAAAACAAAAGUUCAACUUCAUGGGCGAAAUGAUAUCCCUAGUCACCAGUGUAGGUAUAUUCAUCACCAUGAACCCAGGAUACGCCGGCAGAACAGAACUACCGGAGAACUUGAAGGCGCUUUUCAGACCUUGCGCCAUGGUCGUGCCGGAUUUCGAGCUAAUCUGCGAGAUCAUGCUGGUGGCCGAAGGAUUCCAAGAGGCUAAGAUUUUGGCCAGAAAGUUUAUAACGUUGUACACCCUGUGCAAAGAGCUACUAUCGAAACAGGAUCAUUAUGAUUGGGGAUUGAGGGCGAUCAAGUCUGUACUCGUGGUCGCGGGGUCUUUGAAAAGAGGUGACCCUGGCAGACCGGAAGAAGAAGUACUAAUGAGGACCCUCCGAGAUUUUAAUAUACCGAAAAUUGUAACUGACGACAUGCCCGUUUUCAUGGGCCUUAUCGGGGACUUGUUCCCCGCAUUGGAAGUUCCACGCAAACGCGACCUGGAGUUCGAGAGGACCGUCAAACAAGCAGCCAUGGACCUCACGCUGCAACCAGAAGACAAUUUCAUAUUAAAAGUAGUCCAACUAGAAGAAUUACUCGAAGUGAGACAUUCUGUUUUCAUAGUUGGUAACGCUGGAACUGGUAAAACCCAAGUGUGGAAAACUCUUUUCAAGACGUACCAGAAUCUUAAGAAGAAGCCUCUGUUCAAUGACUUAAAUCCUAAAGCGGUGACGAAUGACGAGUUGUUCGGGAUAAUAAACCCAGCAACGAGAGAGUGGAAGGAUGGGUUAUUCUCAGUGAUUAUGAGAGAUCAGGCGAACUUGGUUGGCGAAAAUCCGAAAUGGAUCGUUCUAGACGGUGAUAUCGAUCCGAUGUGGAUCGAAUCCCUGAACACAGUGAUGGAUGAUAAUAAGAUUUUGACGCUAGCCAGCAAUGAGAGAAUAGCUCUGACCCCUUCCAUGAGGCUAAUGUUCGAGAUUUCCAAUCUGCGCACGGCAACACCGGCUACCGUCUCAAGAGCUGGUAUUUUAUACAUCAAUCCACAAGACUUGGGCUGGAAUCCCUAUGUUACAAGCUGGGUCGAAACAAGAAAGAUCCCGGCGGAGAAGUCGAACUUGGUUAUGUUGUUUGACAAGUACAUCCCGCCGUGCUUGGAGACAGUGAAGACGAGGUUCAAGAAGAUCACUCCUAUAGUGGAAAUGGCGCACAUUCAGAUGUUGUGUCAUCUGCUCGACUGUCUGUUUGUACCGGAGAACACUCCGGCCGAUUGCCCUAAAGAGUGGCAUGAUAUCUUCUUUGUUUUUGCCUGCGUUUGGGCGUUUGGAUCCGCCAUGUUCCAAGAUACUAACAUUGAUUAUAGAGUCGAAUAUACGAAAUGGUGGGUAAAUGAAUUUAAGACCGUAAAAUUCCCUCCAGGGGGAACUGUUUUCGACUUCUACAUCGAUCGUGACACUAAACAGUUCACGCCGUGGACUGAAAAAAUACCUAAAUUUGAAUUGGACUCGGAUAUACCAUUACAAGCUGUCUUGGUCCCAACAGCAGAAACUAUAAGAAUAAGAUACUUUUUAGAUUUACUGAUGAAAAACAAACAUCCAGUUAUGUUGGUGGGAAGUUCAGGUUGUGGAAAAACUGUGUUAGUCAACGAAAAAUUACAGGGCAUGCCUGAAAACUACGCAGUACAAUCAGUCCCUUUCAACUUCUACACCUCAUCGGAAAUGCUGCAGAAAGUUCUAGAGAAACCUCUAGAGAAGAAAGCGGGUCGGAACUACGGCCCGCCGGGGAGCAAAACCCUCAUUUACUUCAUAGACGACAUGAACAUGCCUGAAGUUGACACGUACGGGACAGUACAACCUCAUACGAUAAUCAGGCAACAUUUAGACUACGGUCAUUGGUAUGACAGGACCAAGUUGUCCUUGAAAGAUAUUCACAACACUCAAUAUGUAUCCUGUAUGAACCCGACAUCGGGCAGUUUCACCAUAAAUCCCAGACUACAGAGGCAUUUCUGCGUGUUCGCCAUUAGUUUUCCGAAUAACGACGCGCUGAAUAAUAUUUACCAUUUGAUAUUGUAUCAGCAUCUGACCAAUCCGGAGUUGAGGAUUAAUCCGCUGAUUACCAAGCUGUCUACGAGCGUCGUUACAGCAACAAUCACGCUACAUAACAAAGCCUCGCAAAUAUUUCUGCCAACAGCCAUAAAAUUCCAUUACAUUUUCAAUCUGAGGGAUUUGUCGAACGUGUUCCAGGGGUUCUUGUUCAGUACUAAUGAGUGUCUGGUGAAUCCGUCCGAUAUAAUACGCCUGUGGAUGCACGAAACGCACAGGGUGUACGCGGACAAACUUACCGAGGAUAAGGACAUCGAUGCCUUCCUCAAGAUGCAAGUGGAUAUUUGUAAAAAAACGUUCGAGGAAAUAGAUGAAGCAGUUGUUUUCGAACGCCCGAACAUCUACUGCCAUUUCGCCGGAGGGAUUGGCGAGCCGAAGUACAUGCCGAUAGCCAACUGGGAGCAGCUGAACCAGCUGCUGACUGAGGCUAUGGCCAGCUACAACGAUCUUAUUGCUGCUAUGAAUCUGGUUCUAUUUGAAGACGCCAUGAUGCAUAUUUGCAGGAUAAGUAGAAUAUUAGAGAGCCCUAGAGGAAGCGCGUUGUUAGUGGGUGUCGGAGGCUCGGGCAAGCAAUCCCUCUCUCGCCUAGCUGCGUUCAUAUCCAGCUUGGAGGUGCUGCAGAUACAGCUCAAGAAGGGCUACGGAGUUUCUGAUCUCAAGAACGAGUUAAAUGGUCUCUAUAUAAAAACCGGCCUCAAAAAUGUCGGUAUAAUGUUCUUGAUGACGGACGCUCAAGUGGCGAACGAACAGUUUCUAGUUUUAAUCAACGACUUGUUGGCGUCAGGCGAAGUUGGCGAUCUAUUCCCGGACGAUGAAAUUGAAAAUAUCCUGGCGGGAGUCCGGAACGAGGUAAAAGGUGCCGGUCUCCCAGACACAAGGGAAGUCUGCUGGAAAUUCUUUAUAGACAGAGUGAGGAGGCAACUGAAGGUCGUUCUUUGUUUCUCGCCUGUCGGCUCCACUCUGCGGGUACGAUCGAGAAAGUUCCCCGCCUUGAUCAACUGCACGUCCAUCAACUGGUUCCACGAAUGGCCGCAAGAGGCGCUCGUGUCGGUCUCGAUGAAUUUCCUACAAGAAUUACAUGCGCUACCUAUCGCGCUCAGAGAUUCCGUGGCUAGGUUCAUGGCCUACGUCCAUACAUCAGUGAAUACGAUAUCCAAGUCGUUCUUGGCGAAUGAACGGAGAUAUAACUACACAACGCCGAAGAGUUUUCUAGAACAAAUCAGCUUGUACUCCAAACUUGUAAACAAUAAGACAGAAGAACUUCGCGCCAAGAUUAUACGACUGGAGAAUGGCUUAGAAAAAUUGGCUUCUACGGCAACCCAAGUGGCUGCGCUGAAGAAAGUGUUGGCAGUACAAGAGAUUGAAUUACAAGAGAAAAAUGAGGCAGCCGACAAACUGAUCGAAAUGGUCGGCAUUGAGACUGCUAAAGUGCAGAGCGAGAAAGCUGCAGCCGAUGAAGAAGAAGAAAGAGUAGCAGUCAUCACUGAAGAAGUGUCAAAGAAGCAGAAAGACUGCGAGGAAGACUUGAUAAAAGCCGAGCCAGCCUUGAUAGCCGCUCAAGAGGCUCUGAAUACGCUGAAUAAAGCGAAUCUUACUGAGUUGAAAUCCUUUGGGUCACCCCCCGGAGCCGUGACUAAUGUAACUGCUGCUGUCAUGGUGCUAAUGGCACCUGGGGGUAAAAUACCGAAGGAUAGGAGUUGGAAAGCGGCUAAGAUUGAAAUGGCAAAAGUGGACGUAUUUUUGGAAUCUCUGAUCAAUUAUGACAAGGAAAAUAUUCAUCCGGACGUAAUCAAAGCCAUACAACCGUACUUAAAAGAUGCGGAAUUUGAACCAGAAUUCGUGCGAUCGAAAUCUGCGGCAGCGGCGGGACUCUGCGCGUGGGUGAUAAACAUCAUCAAAUUCUACGAGGUGUUCUGCGACGUGGAGCCCAAACGUAAGGCGCUGCAAGCGGCCAACGCAGAGCUCGCUGCCGCCGUUGAAAAGCUUAAGCAGAUCAAGGCUAAAGUUUUGUCCUUAGAAGAAUUGUUAGCGGGGCUGACAGCGGACUUCGAAAAGGCGACUUCAGAAAAGAUGAAAUGUCAGCAGGAGGCUGACGCGACCAACGGAACGAUACAAUUGGCCAACCGAUUGGUCAACGGGUUGGCCAGUGAGAACGUGCGAUGGGCGGAGGCAGUGUCUAAUUUCAUGCAACAAAGCACGACACUGCCUGGCGACAUCCUUUUGGUAUGUGCUUUCAUAUCGUAUGUCGGCUGCUUUACCAAGCAGUACCGGCUCGAUCUGCUGCAUAAGAACUGGCUCGUCUUCUUGAAGACUUUGGAGCCACCAAUACCAAUAACAGAAGGAUUAGACCCAUUGACGAUGUUGACCGACGACACCACGAUAGCGAUGUGGCAGAAUGAGGGGCUCCCCUCUGACCGCAUGAGCACAGAGAACGCCACCAUACUGUCCAAUUCAGACCGGUGGCCCCUUAUGAUUGAUCCACAGUUACAAGGUGUUAAGUGGAUUAAACAAAAAUACGGAGAAAGUCUCCGAGUUAUAAGACUUGGCCAGAAAGGUUAUCUCGAUACUAUCGAGAAAGCGGUUACCAAAGGAGAAACGGUUCUUCUAGAGAACAUAGGAGAAACCGUGGACCCGGUACUGGAUUCAUUGCUUGGACGGAAUCUUAUCAAAAAGGGGAAGGCCAUAAAAAUUGGGGACAAAGAAAUUGAAUACAGUCCCCACUUCCGACUAAUACUACACACAAAACUGGCAAAUCCGCAUUACAAACCUGAAAUGCAGGCGCAGACAACCCUAGUGAACUUCACAGUAACUCGAGACGGUUUAGAAGAUCAACUUUUAGCUGAAGUGGUCAAAGCGGAAAGACCAGACUUAGAAGAUUUAAAGGCGGAAUUGACGAAACAGCAGAAUCAGUUCAAGAUUCAAUUGAAGACGCUAGAAGAUGACCUUUUGUCGAGACUGUCGUCUGCUGGCGAGAACAUACUAGGGGAUACAGCGUUGGUGGAGAAUUUGGAGACCACCAAGAAAACUGCUGCGGAUAUUGAAAGAAAGGUAGCGGAGGCAAAAGUGACAUCUCACGAGAUAGAUCAAGCGCGAGAGUUCUACCGCCCGGCUUCGGCCAGGGCUUCUCUGCUGUACUUCAUACUCAAUGACCUGAAUACCAUCAAUCCAAUCUACCAAUUUUCUUUGAAAGCAUUCAGCGUCGUAUUCCAAAAGGCGAUAUCGCGAGCCGAGCCCGCGGAGGAAGUCGGCCAGAGAAUCAAGAACCUCAUCGACUGCAUCAGUUACUCCGUGUUCCAGUACACGUCGAGGGGGCUGUUCGAAUGUGACAAACUUAUUUUCGCAUCGCAGAUGACGUUUCAGGUGCUCCUAAUGAGCGAAGAGAUAUCACCAGUGGAACUGGACUUCUUCCUUCGGUUCCCCGUCAAGCCUCACGUAACGAGUCCCGUCGACUUUCUGUCUAACCACAGUUGGGGCGGGAUUUGCUCCUUGGCGGGGAAGGACGAGUUCAGGAACCUGGACCGGGAUAUAGAGACGUCGCCUAAGAGGUGGAAGAAGAUUGUCGAGGUGGAGUGCCCGGAGAGGGAGAAGUUUCCUCAGGAAUGGAAAAACAAAACAGCCCUUCAAAGAUUAUGCAUGUUGAGAGCAUUAAGACCAGAUCGGAUGACUUAUGCCGUAGCGGCUUAUAUAGAAGAGAAGAUGGGUGCAAAAUACGUUGAAAACCGUACAAUGGAGUUCAGUAAAUCGUUCGAAGAGACCAGUCCUACUACGCCUAUAUUCUUCAUACUAUCGCCAGGGGUCAACCCUUUGAAGGACGUGGAAGCCCUUGGAAAGGUCAUGGGCUUCACUGCUGAUGACGGCAACUUCCAUAACGUGUCUUUGGGUCAAGGCCAGGAGAUCGUGGCCGAGCAGGCCAUGGAUGAGGGGAUACAGAAGGGCCAUUGGGUUGUGUUACAGAACAUUCACUUAGUGAAGAAAUGGCUGCCCAGCCUCGAGAAGAAGAUGGAGAGCUUCCAAGCAGGUUGCCAUGACGAUUUCCGGCUGUUCAUGUCGGCCGAGCCCGCCCCCACGCCCGACGCGCAUAUCAUCCCCCAGGGGAUACUAGAAUCCAGCAUCAAGAUCACCAAUGAACCACCUACAGGCAUGCAGGCUAACAUUCAUAAAGCGCUGGACAAUUUCAACCAAGAAACAUUAGAGAUGUGCGGCAAAGAGGCGGAGUUCAAGGCGAUUCUAUUCGCCCUCUGUUACUUCCACGCCGUGGUCGCUGAGCGGCGCAAGUUCGGCCCGCAGGGGUGGAACAAGAUAUACCCCUUCAAUGUUGGCGAUUUAACGAUCAGCGUGUUCGUCCUAUACAAUUACUUAGAGGCGAACUCGAGAGUACCCUGGGAGGACCUGAGGUACCUGUUCGGAGAAAUCAUGUACGGAGGUCAUAUUACUGACGAUUGGGACCGGAGGCUGUGUAACGCUUAUCUGGAGGAACUGAUGCAACCAGAUUUAGUAGAUGGUGAACUCCAACUAGCCCCCGGUUUCCCAGCGCCCCCCAACACGGACUACGUGGGCUACCACCAGUACAUCGAGGAUGCCAUGCCGCCGGAGUCACCGUACUUGUACGGCCUACACCCCAACGCGGAAAUUGGUUUCCUCACCACAACUUCGGAGAAUCUAUUUAGGACGAUAUUUGAGAUGCAGCCGAGAGACGCACAGGCGUCUGGAGCAGCUACGGUCACUAGAGAGGAUAAGGUGAAACAAAUGCUAGACGAGAUAAUGGAGAAGCUACCAGAAGAGUUCAACAUGGUAGAGAUCAUGGGGAAAGUGGAGGAACGGACGCCGUACGUGAUCGUGGCGUUCCAAGAGUGCGAGAGGAUGAACUAUCUCACUGGGGAGAUGAAGAGGUCCCUGAGGGAACUAGACUUGGGGCUGAAGGGAGAACUGACAAUAACAUCAGACAUGGAAGACCUCGAGAACGCCCUAUUCUUAGAUCAAGUUCCUGCGAUAUGGUCAAGCCGGGCGUACCCUUCUUUGCUAGGUUUAUCGGCCUGGUAUGUAGACUUAUGUCUGCGACUGAGGGAGCUAGAGACUUGGGCGACAGAUUUUGUUCUACCAACCUCAGUGUGGCUGGCCGGAUUCUUCAACCCGCAGAGCCUUCUGACGGCGAUCAUGCAGAGUACCGCGCGCCGGUACGAGUUGCCGCUGGACAAGAUGUGCUUGCAUUGUGACGUCACCAAGAAGAUGAAGGAGGAGUUCACGGCGGCGCCGAAAGACGGCGCGUACGUGCAUGGUCUGCUGAUGGAGGGCGCCAGGUGGGACGUCCAGGCCGGGAUCAUCAUGGAUUCGAGGCUAAAGGACCUGUUCCCGUUGAUGCCCGUCAUCAAUGUCAGGGCAAUCACUCAAGAUAAACAGGAUCUCCGGAACAUGUACGAAUGCCCCGUGUACAAGACAAGGACCAGGGGACCGACCUACGUGUGGACUUUCAACUUGAAGACUAAGGACAAACCCUCAAAGUGGACCUUAGCGGGUGUUGCGUUGCUUUUGCAAGUGUAAUUCAACUAUAUUUUACUGCGAAGUAAACAUAUAACAAACAGUCAAUCGCGUAUGAUCUUAC
This is a messenger RNA of Amyelois transitella, 13510 nucleotides long. RefSeq names its product dynein beta chain, ciliary (gene Dhc93AB). The record is from RefSeq and is a predicted model, not a curated record. The coding region runs from base 1 to 13449 and encodes 4482 amino acids. Gene Ontology annotation, biological process: microtubule-based movement. Gene Ontology annotation, molecular function: dynein light intermediate chain binding; minus-end-directed microtubule motor activity; dynein intermediate chain binding. NCBI's taxonomy places the organism in Eukaryota, Metazoa, Arthropoda, Insecta, Lepidoptera, Pyralidae. Gene Ontology annotation, cellular component: dynein complex. The transcript is spliced from 66 exons.